AUGGCAAUGAGGAGAAAAACAAGUCUGAUUUGGAAUCAUUUCUCCCAAAAUGAUAUUAAGGAGGCGAAAUGCAAUUAUUGCUCGUCCAAAAUAAUGAUAUCGGCUGGUAAUACCGGUAACUUGACACGGCAUUUAAAAAGGAAGCAUCCUACAAUUUCAGUAUCGCCGAUAAUACGAGAGCCGGUAGCGAUGACAAGUGAAACUUCGCAACUUCCAAAUCCUACUGUUGAAACAUCACAAGAGAAUCAAGGCAUUUUAGUAUCUGCGCCAUUGCCCUCGUCUUCGAGUGGACAAAAUUUUAAUGACUGA
This is a messenger RNA of Leptosia nina, 309 nucleotides long. The record is from the annotation of a GenBank genome assembly. NCBI's taxonomy places the organism in Eukaryota, Metazoa, Arthropoda, Insecta, Lepidoptera, Pieridae.